UUUUAAAUUUAGUCGUUUGUAAGUUUCCCCCAAACAAUGGGAUACAUGAAACCGAUAAAUACAAGCGAAAGAAACACCUUUCAUUAUAAAAAGGUAUUCAGGCAAAACUCAAUUUAUCUGAUGUAACACAGACAUCAAUAUAAUGAUGCAACCAUCAUCCAUACAACUAUGGGUCAAUGGAUUUCUCCUGUUUUGAUUUGUUUUCUGAGUGGAGUAUGUGUGCGAUGCCAAACAAAUUAUACAAGUCAACUUGAUGUUAGAAGAGUUGAGAAAUCAUCACCUGUUAUUUUUAUACCGGCAACUGCACCAACAAAUCUGCAAGUGAUAGCUUCUCCUUAUGAUCAGUCAAGACAACUCCAACUGAAUAUAUCGUGGGACUCUAGCUCAGAUGGUCCUCAAGCAACGAGCUUCAAUCUCCAUGCAUUGUCUCUUAAUGAAUUGGAUGACCGAUGUAAUACAGAACCUUACUAUGAAUACAUAGAAAACCCUAACACAAGAAUGUGGGUGAUUUAUCCUAAAACAAUGAGUGAAGUGGACAAUCACGUCAGCAGUUUCAUAGUCCUGCCUGGAUGUUCCUACAGAGUAAAACUUGAGGCCAACCCUCAUGAUGGAAGAACUUACAUACAAACUGACUACAAAGUACCUGAUUGUGUCGAACAGAUUUGCAGGUGUCAGCAAACUGAAAGUCUGCCAUUACCUAAACUUGAGGUUAAAAGUAAUAAAAAUAUAGUAAACAUAACAUGGUUCACAGAUGAAGCGUACAAUAUUUCAAAGUUCAUUUUAAGAGCUGGGCCUCUGCUGCACCACAGCGGUAACAUAGGGGUGUACAACCUGAGCUGGCGGGUUGAGGUGCUGUCAGUCGAAGGAUUGACACUCUACCAUCUGCAGUACAAGGCUGCAGGCCCGGGCAGAUACGCAGCAACUCUGCAAGUUGUAGACUCUCAUCAGUGUUUGGGGACUGAACAACAAACUGUGUUUUUAGUUAAUGACUAUAAACAAAUUGAUGGAGAAGCUUCUACCAAAACCAAAUUACUGUGGAUUAUCCUGCUGCCAUUUGGAACAAUUAUACUGGUUGUCUACAUACUUAUUGGGUUGACUUGGAAAUCAUAUCUUGUGUGGAUUGAAUAUAAGAAAACAGCUUGUAACUUGAAACUCAGAGUUUCUUACAAGGCAUUCAGAGUGAACAGUGACCGUGUCUUCAGAAGAAAUGACUCCUUACAAGAAAGGAAUAUACUUUAUGUAGAGAAAGAAAUUGAGGAUGCCAAGACUAGAGGAGAAGUAGAUGGAUAUGAGAUCAGCUACAAUCAGCUGACGAUACUACGAGAGAUUGGUCGUGGAGCGUUCGGACAUGUGUACUUGGCAAAAGGCGAGGCAAUAAGGGGCGUUCCCGGGACAAGAAUGGUGGCUGUUAAGAAACUGAAAGAGAAAGCGAACAGGGAAGAGCGUGAAGAGUUUUUAGAGGAGAUCGGGAUGUUAAAGAAGGUCGGGAAUCAUCCCAACAUCGUCUCAUUGCUAGGCUGCUGCACACUCAAAGCUGAUGUAUGCAUGGUGAUGGAAUACGUGCCUUGCGGGGAUCUUCUCAAUUAUCUACGGAGUCUAAGGAGAAGUCUGGCAAGGAGGACAUCUUCUGUCACCUCGUCAGACACAAUGUAUUCCAGCCCCAGCACUGUUAUGACAAGCGUCAACUCUUCUAUGCACUCUACUAAUCAAUUUACUCAAGAUUGUCCCUCAAUAGAGCAUCCCACUCCAAUAGAUCACAGGGAACUCCAGCACUUUGCCCUCCAGAUAGCUCAUGGUAUGGCUCAUCUGGAGUCAAAAAGAAUCACUCACAGAGAUUUAGCAGCCCGUAAUAUUCUCAUUGAUAAAAACAAGAUAUUGAAAAUAUCAGAUUUUGGACUCUCGAGGAGAGGAGUCUACAUUAACACGAGACAAUGCAAAGUUCCAUUAAGAUGGCUCUCUGUGGAAGCGAUGAGAGAUGCGUUGUACUCCAGCAAAUCCGAUGUUUGGGCGUUUGCUAUUGUACUUUGGGAGAUCGGAACGCUAGGAGGAUUUCCUUACCCAACUGUAAAUGACUUUGAUCUACUUAAUUUCUUAGAACGAGGAAACAGACUUGAAAAACCAGAUAUAGUAUCUUCAAAUUUAUACUCAGUGAUGCAGGUUUGCUGGUCCGAGCGACCAGAUGACCGUCCAUCGUUCACUGAGCUCGUGUCCUAUCUGAGUCCUAGCUCUGAUCGCCACGUUUACGUACAAAUAUCCCCCCACCCCCAACUACCACCUACAACCCCCGACCUGUAUGUCAACUCAACUGUCUCCCCUAGUUAAACUUGGUUUGGAAUAGUCCCCAAUAGUUUGUAGUUUUUUAAGUAUUCUAGAGACUGUUUUGAUUUGUACACUUUAUCGAAUUCAGGUGCUGUACAUCCUCUUUCCCUAAAGGCUUUAUUAAUUUGUGUCAAUUUACAUUUUAGUUUCACCAUAGUCAUAACAGCUUUACUGUAUCGCCUGCGUAGCAAACCUUAGCAAAUAUAAAAUCCUGAACACAAAAGGAUUUUAAAAUAUGGACAAACAGGGUGUCUACUGGUUUGCUUUUUAAAAUCUGACUUUUUAAGACAAGUGAUCUUUUUCCAUUAAGUAUUUUAUAAAUUUUGGUAGUUUAUCUAUUAUCUGUUACAUAAGGGAUAACCAUUAAAUACGGUUUAGUUAAGGGAAAUCAUUUAAUUUUUAAACCCAAGCAUUCACCAUUAAUUCCAUUAUGCACUAAACUCUGAUCCAUUUACUUGAGUUUUCUUUUAUGUUUAUUACUAAAACAAAAACUCUGAACUGAUCAGCUCAAAUUCUAGUAUAC
Messenger RNA from Macrosteles quadrilineatus (aster leafhopper), 2842 nucleotides. RefSeq names its product angiopoietin-1 receptor-like. Gene Ontology annotation, cellular component: signaling receptor complex. The record is from RefSeq and is a predicted model, not a curated record. The coding region runs from base 169 to 2322 and encodes 717 amino acids. Gene Ontology annotation, molecular function: ATP binding; transmembrane receptor protein tyrosine kinase activity. NCBI's taxonomy places the organism in Eukaryota, Metazoa, Arthropoda, Insecta, Hemiptera, Cicadellidae. The transcript is spliced from 18 exons. Gene Ontology annotation, biological process: protein phosphorylation; multicellular organism development; positive regulation of kinase activity.